Molecule: messenger RNA, 465 nt
Organism: Gossypium arboreum
Lineage: Eukaryota; Viridiplantae; Streptophyta; Magnoliopsida; Malvales; Malvaceae
Product: carbamoyl-phosphate synthase large chain, chloroplastic-like
Exons: 2
Coding region: 1-465 (154 amino acids)
Biological process (GO): L-glutamine metabolic process
Cellular component (GO): cytoplasm
Source: RefSeq, a predicted model, not a curated record
AUGGAAGACAUGAAGCAGGCCAGUGUCUAUUCUGGUGACUCUGCCUACUCGAUUCCCACUCAAACUAUCCCACCUUCUUGCUUAGAUACCAUAAGGUCAUCGACUACAAAAUUGGCUGAGUCUAAAUGUAUCUGGGCUCAUGACCUGCCACUGUGCGAUCCCAGCAUCUGGUGGGGUUUUCAGGCAAAUCCCCUAGCUUCUCGUACUGUAACAUUUGUUUCCAAGGCAAUUGGGUACCCAUUGGAUAAAUAUGCUGCUCUUGUUAUGCCUGGGAAGUCGCUCAAUGAUUUAGGUUUUACAAAAGAGCAAUUAGGACAGCUCAUUUGGUUGAACUCAAAGGGUAUCCCAGUGGAAGGGACGCUGAAAAUGUACCAAGGGCAACCACAUGCGGCUGAUAUGAUUGCUAGCGGUCAGAUACAGUUGAUGGUUGUCACAAUUUUGAUCAAAUCCAUUGCCGGCAAUUGA